Messenger RNA from Salvia hispanica, 2271 nucleotides. It is a transcript of the gene AR791, whose product is annotated as actin binding protein family. Gene Ontology annotation, biological process: protein localization to cortical microtubule cytoskeleton. The record is from RefSeq and is a predicted model, not a curated record. NCBI's taxonomy places the organism in Eukaryota, Viridiplantae, Streptophyta, Magnoliopsida, Lamiales, Lamiaceae. Gene Ontology annotation, cellular component: cortical microtubule.
AGAAUAUUUAAAUUUAGGCUUGCUCCCACGCAACUGUUUCUUCAACUUUAUUGCUCCAGCUCCAAAUUAAUGAACGCCAAAUCACCAAACGAAUAAUCCCAUUUCAGAAACUGAAAAAGCAAAUCCAAUUCAAAACAUCGCAGCUCAAAUCCAUUCAAAAACUACUCAAGCAUCCGAUGCAGAAGCAGAUUUCUUGGUCAAUCAAUGGAAGAUGAAGAAGAAGAGGGGUUUAGGUUAUGCUGGGCGUGAUCUUCUUUGUGUAUUUGUUGUGUGCUCUCGUGUGUGUCUGAAACAGACCAAGUUUGAAUUUUUGUUGUCUGAAAAUGGCUGUGAAAGGUAAAAGGGAUGGUCCCAUAAGCCCUGUGCUUUUCAAAUUUGGUGUUGCUUUGGCUUUUUCCCUUGGUGGGUUUGUCUUUACUUUUCUCAGAAGCAAAAGAAUUAUGCUUCCUAAACCAAAACCAAAGGCUUCACCCCCUUCUCCAGGUAAGGCUGAUUCAGAUGUUGGGGCUGAUCACCCUCCUUUGAAGAAGUUAAACAUCCCAAGAGUCUCUUCUCGGAAUUCUAUGAGUGACGUCUCCUCCAGCGAGGGUAGGAGCGUUGGAGACAGAGAUGGCUUUCUCUUCCACGAGCUGGAUCAGCUCGUAAAAGAAUAUGACAUGGAAACGGAUGAUGCUUCCCGGAGGAAGAGUGGACUGUCUUCAGAACACAAAGUCGAGCCAACUGAGGAAGAGGAGAGAGAGAUCGUUAGCCUAAGGAGGAAGGUUCAAAUUCUCGAAGAAAGGGAGAAGAUCCUCGAGAGUCAGCUGCUCGAGUACUAUGGCCUUAAAGAACAGGAAAAUGCAGUCUUGGAGCUUCAAAACCGGCUUAGAGUGCACAACAUGGAGGCUAAGCUCUAUAACAUUAAGAUCGAGUCCUUGCAGUCGGAUAACAAGAAAUUGCAGGCUAAAGUGGCUGAUUAUGAAAAGGUCGUUGCAGAGCUUGAAUCUGCGCAAGCCAAGAUAACACUGCUGAGGAAGAAGCUUAGGUUCGAAGCUGAACAGAACAGGGAGCAGAUCUUGAGGCUUCAAGAAAAAGUUAUGAAGCUGCAGGAUCAGGACUCGAAGGCCGUUGAAGCCGAUCAAGAUUCGGAAAGGAACCAUCGUUUGGAGAAGGAGUUAGAGGAGACGAAGAGGUAUAAUCAUAGUUUGAAGCUCGAAAAUUUGGAGUUGGCUCAGAAAAUAGAGAGCCUACAAAUACUUGCUAAAUCUACUUUAGAUGAUAAAGAGGUUCAAGCACUUAAAGAAGAGAGUCAGCUUCUAAGACGACAAAACGAAGAUUUCAGGAAGGAAAUCGACCAGCUCCAAGCUGACCGGUGCACAGAUGUUGAGGAGCUCGUCUACCUCCGAUGGAUAAAUGCCUGUCUCCGCUAUGAGCUGAGAAAUUAUCAGCCCGGCCCGGAUGAAACCAUAGCUAGGGAUCUCAGCAAGACGCUAAGCCCCAAGUCGGAAGAAAAGGCGAAGAAACUCAUCCUUGCAUAUGCAAAUAGGGAAGGCACUGGAUGCAAGGAUCCGGACCUUGAGGAACUUUAUCACGAUGACUGGUCCAUAUCCCAGAACUCGUAUCUCACCGACUCCGGUGACCCCGAUGAUCUCCCCAUCGACAACUUGCACGACAGCAAAGCAAGUUACCGGAACAAAAGGAGAGUCUUCACCAAGCUGAUGAAGCUGCUCCGAGGAAAAGACAACGACCAUCGUGUUCAGACAACACCUGCCUUGCUUAGGCAGAGAGCUGCAUCUGUGGACGACGCUCUGAGUAGAACAGACGGUGAUGGUUUCACUAAGACAGCAACAACCUCAUCUGCUACUUCGUCCAGACAAUCUUUCGACCUGCAGAGAUCCUAUUCGCAAGGUCGGAAGAGUGCCACAGCAGAAAGCUCUCGAAGAAUGAGUGAAGAUAGUUCUCUGAGUAUAUUCAGAAGCUUCGACACAAUAGCUGGAUACGACGACUCCCCGUCUUCUGGCUCUCAGCCUGGUCAGGAAGCUCAAAGUGCUGCAAAAACUGAACUCGUGAAAUAUGCCAAGGCAUUGAAGGAUUCUCGUCCUAGACCUCGACGAAGAUCAGUCACUUUUGGUUCCUUUUAAUCAUUUUUUUUUCUCUUUUUAUUCAAACCUCAUAUAUUACAGUGGAGAAAGGUUAAGGUCUUACUUGUAGUUGAGUGAUUCACUAAUAGCUUGUAAAAUGUGAAAUGUGUUUGAAAAUCAAUAUAUAGGUAUUGAAAAUGCAUUUGUAGUA